Molecule: messenger RNA, 2943 nt
Organism: Ictidomys tridecemlineatus (thirteen-lined ground squirrel)
Lineage: Eukaryota; Metazoa; Chordata; Mammalia; Rodentia; Sciuridae
Gene: Mpig6b
Product: megakaryocyte and platelet inhibitory receptor G6b
Biological process (GO): integrin-mediated signaling pathway; megakaryocyte development; platelet formation
Cellular component (GO): plasma membrane
Source: RefSeq, a predicted model, not a curated record
AUAGAUGGCAAAGUCAACAUAUGAACUCAGGACAGUGGAGCUCCAGAAUUUGUCCCAGCUAUCACUCUGCUGGAGGAGUUAAGUAGGCAGGAGUGCUGUGUAAACAACCUAUAACAAAUUUUAAGUGGGCACUGUUUUAGGGCUGUGAGUUUGCCUGUGAGGAUUCCUAAAGAGAUGGAAGAAUUGGUGGCCCCGCCCCUGCUCUUAUCAGAGCCCCCAGUCCCGAGAUACCUCAGUCCCUGUCCCCAGACUUCCCUCCGGUCUUCCCGCUGAUUCAUUUGCUGCCUCUCCCCACCUCACCCCAGCCAUGGCCCUGGUUCUGCAGCUACUGCCUCUGCUGCUUUCGAGGGCCCACGGGGACCCGGGGGGUAAGCAAUUCCAGGGAAAGUUGUGAUGGUGAGGAAAGACUGAGGCAGGGGAAGGGAACACCUGAGGAGUCGCGAGUGUGUGAGAAGAUCCAAAAUUGUGGAAGGGCAGAGUGAAAAAAAGAGAUGGGGUGGGGACAGUGUCAUCGACCUGCCCCAUGGACUUGUCCUAACCACCGUCCCCCGCCUCCCCUAGCAUCUCUGGAUGGACGCCCUGGAGACCGGGUGAAUCUUUCCUGCGUGGGGGUCUCGCACCCCAUCCGCUGGGCUUGGGCGCCUAGUUUCCCAGCUUGCAAAGGUCUGUCCAAGGGACGUCGCCCGAUCCUGUGGGCAUCGUCCAGUGGGAUCCCCACUGUGCCUCCACUCCUGCCCUUCGCUGGCCGCCUACGCUCUCUGGACCCUGGUAUCCGGAGGCUGGAGCUGCUCUUGAGUGCGGGGGACUCGGGCACAUUUUUCUGCAGGGGACGCCACGAGGACGAGAGUCGUACGGUGCUUCACGUGCUGGGCGAUAGGGCCGAUUGCAGAGCCCAGGGGCCUACGAACGGGUCGCUGUAUCCCCAAGUCCUGGUCCCGUUGCUGGGCGCUGGUCUGGUGCUAGGACUGGGAGCGUUGGGCGUGGUCUGGUGGUUGCGCAGGCGCUCGCCCCCGCCUCCGCUUCCACCACUCCCCACAUUUGCUCUGUCCCCCCCAUAUAGCUCCUUUGAUGAAAGCCGAGCCCCAGAGACCCAUGGAGGAGGAGGAGCCCAAGAUUCCAGGGGACCUGGACCAGGAGCCGAGCCUGCUCUACGCUGAUCUGGACCAUAGAGCCCUCAGGAGACCCCGCCGGCUGUCCACAGUAGUCCCUGCUGAUGCGUCCACUAUCUAUGCAGUUGUAGUUUGAAGGGAAGCCCUCACUCCAAACCUCUGUAGUUGGGGGCUUCCACCCCUCCAUAAUUCCCACCCUCUUGAUCUCUCACCUAGAGGAAGGCAUCAUGGGAUGGAAAUGAGCAUGUCCAGGAGUCUGAAGGCCUGGGUUCUGGGCUAUAUCUACUGCUGAUCUUGCUCCUUCAGUUACUCUCAUCUUUCCUAUAGCUUCCAUGUCUCCUUCGCCCCUGAUGUCCUCUCUAAACCUGAAUCAAACCCUGUCUCGAUAUCUUAGUUAACUUCCCAAUAAUUGUCCUAUCUCUUCCCUUCAGAAUCAAGCCUUUAAACCAGGAGCAUACAUCUGCUUUUUUUCACUUUCUUUUUUCUUCUGUCUCCACUACUUAUCUGCUGAAAUUGCUUAUCUACUCUCCACAAGUUUGCCAGUGAUGUUCUGAUGUCCUAGGCUACGUUUUUCAACACUCAUUUGGCAUGGCCUUUGAUCACCCCCUUCUUUUAUUAAAAAAAAAAGUUAUUUUACUUUGGUGCUCUUAUCUUCCUCUAGAUUCUUUUUCUUUGCUUUCUAUCCCCAUGGUAUUCUCUACCAUUCUAGGUUUGUCCCUUUCUUCCCCAUACCCCUCUUCUGGAAAUCUCCUAUCUGCAGGUAAUUCUCAGCCUGCACCUCUAGAAAGACACUUAGAACUCUCUGCAUCCCAGAUCUAGGACAUCCUGUCUGGCUGACCCCAGGCAUUUUGCACAGUGUAUCAAGCACAAUUUAUUGUUUACAUUCUCUCUUGAUCAACCCAGUUGACCAAGCCAGAAACCUGGAGUCAUAUGACCUCAUUUCUCAUUUCCACACAAUGAGCCAUGAAGUCUUGUCUAUCUUAAGGUCACUGUCAAAUCUUUUUUCCAUGUCUAGUGCUGUCACCAGAAUGUAAUCUCCUCAUUUCCUUCCUGGGUUAUCCAUAACUCAUACUUCUGCUUUGCCCUCCUCUGAAGCCAGAGAUCCUCUUCAAGUACUAACUUGCUCCUGACAUCCCUUAUUUUUAAACUGUGGUAUUUUUCUCCUUAAGCUUCAGCUCUGGGUCAUGGACCUAUGCUUUUUUAAAAAAAUGUUUUUGUAGUUGUAGAUGGUUAGCAUGCCUUUAUUUUAUUUGUUUAUUUUUAAUGUGAUGCAACCCAGAGCCUCACAGUGCUAGGCAAUCACUCUGCCACUGAGCUACAGCCUCAGCCCUGGACCUUGGCUUUUGAUACAAGGUGAUAUAGCACUCUCUGGCUUAUCUGUCAUUCCAUGUGCACGCAACAUGCCAGCCUUAGAAAAAAAUCUCCCUAGCCAUCCAAAAUGCCUCUGUCCAGAGUAAUUCCUUCUUCCUGGAUUACCCUUUUUUUCUCCUCUCCACUACCUGCCUGGCUAAUUCUUAUUUAUCCUCAGGACUCAGUUUGUGUUGCCUUUUCUGAGAAGUUGUUCCUGAACCUCCUUGCCCUUUGCAGCACACACUUUGAUACCUUACAGAGUCCCUUAUUUUUCUCAUAGAAAGAAACAGCCUCCUGUGAAUUAUUAUAUUACUAUCUAUAUUUCAAUUUGUAAGAAAUGUUCAUGUACUGUAAGUUCCCUGACAUCUGGAGACUGACCCUUUUGAUAUCACUGCUAAGCCUCAGUAAAUGAGUGAAUGAAAAUGAUUGUCUCUGAAAAUGUCAUUUUUUCUUCUCUAUCAAGUAAAGGUGAACUGUUAAUCUA